Molecule: messenger RNA, 4152 nt
Organism: Oxyura jamaicensis (ruddy duck)
Lineage: Eukaryota; Metazoa; Chordata; Aves; Anseriformes; Anatidae
Gene: SOWAHB
Product: sosondowah ankyrin repeat domain family member B
Exons: 3
Coding region: 126-2159 (677 amino acids)
Molecular function (GO): protein binding
Source: RefSeq, a predicted model, not a curated record
ACCCCGGGCGAGGGCGAGCGAGGGCGGAGAGGCCCGGCGGGGCGGGAGGCGGGUUCCCCGGCCGGCCUCGGCUGCGGCAGCGGCAGCGCCCCGCCGUGCAGCGCCGAGCCCCGGGAGCUCGGACGAUGGCUCGGGAGCUGAGCCAGGAGGCCGUGCUGGACUUCUUGUGGAGGGCCGGCGGCCGAGCCCCCAACGCGGCGCUGCUCCGCCACUUCCAGGCUUUCCUCCGCGACCCGGCGCUGACGGACGAGCAGCGGGGGGAGCGCCGGGAGCGCUUCAAGCGCCUCGUCAACUCCGUGGCCACCGUGCACCCCGCCGCCCCCGGCGCCUCCAAGGACAUCGUCCUCCGCCGCAGGUACCGCGACCUCCUCGACGAGGAGCUGCCGCCGCCACAGGAGCACCGGCCGGAGGAAGAGGAGGAAGAGGAGGAGGAGGAGGAGGAGAAGCAACCCCCGCCGCCCCCAUGCCAGCCCGGCCCGUCGGGGAAGGCGGUGGAGAAGGGGCUACGGGGCGGGGAGCAGCGCCCCCCGGUAGCCGUGGUGGGUGGCUGCGCCUCCCGGGGCCGCGGGGGGCUGUGCUGCGAGUGUCGCCGGGCGCUCCGCGAUGCUGCCGCCCGGCUGCCCCCCUACCGGAGCCGGCCGCUGGCUUUGGGGCCCGGGGGGGCGCUCUUCGUGUCCCCGCCGCCCUACCGGCCCCCGCAGCCGACCCCCGCCGGCCCGGCCCCCUCCCCGGCCCUUCCUGGGGGGCUGCCGCCUUCUGGGGCAGCCCCCGCGGGGCCCCUGACACCACCGGACCCCAGGGGGCCACCCCCCGCUCGGUCCCUGCCGCUGCCCCCGGGCCCCAGGCUGUCCCCAUCCCAGUCCCCACCACUGCCUGCUGUCCGCCUGCCCCUACCCAAAGCCCCGCCACCCUCAGCAGGCUCAGGGGUACGACCAUCCCAGCCUUCCCAGCCCCUGCUGCUGUCACCCAGCCCCAGGGUGCCACCCCCCAGCAGGCCACCCCAAGCCUGGACCCCACAGCCAACCCGCCGGCAGCCACCCCUUUCACAGUCUCCACUGUGUCGGUCAGCUCCGGGGACGCUGCCCCUGUCCCAGUCCCAGUCCCUGCAGACACUUACAGCUGAGCACUCCCCAUCCCAGACCCCACUGCUUUCAUCAUGCCCAGAUGUGUUACCCUCCACCCGGCUGCCCCUGUCCCAGUCCACAUCCCUGCAGCACCUCCCCACCACGCUGUCCCCAUCCCCACCGCGGCCAGAGGGGUCCAAGGUGCUGGCCCCCAGUGGACCAGCACGGUCCCGAGCCCCGCUGCUGCACACUCCCGGACUGCCCUCACCCCUCUCCCCGCCACCACCAGCCAGCCCCACAGUGCUGCCCCCCUGCUCCCAAUCUCCCCCGCUGACCCCCACGGGGCCACCAAAAGCCCUGGAGAGCAGCCCCGCAGCCCCGCUGCCUGUCUUCAGGAGCAUCAGGUGCCAGCUUGCGUUGCUAGAGGUGCAGGGCAUCCCCCCAUCGCUGCUGGACGACAGAGGGGGGCUGCCCCGCACCCUGCCCUUCAAGAGCUCCCCCGUGCAUGCCCCGAACCGGGGGCUGGUGGUGCCACUGGGGCGGCGGGAGCACGCCUGGCUCGUGGCGGUGUCGGCGGGGCGCUGGACCCAGGUGCGGGGGCUUUUUCUGGAGGAGCCAGAGCUGGCCCUGCAGCGGGACUUCGUGUCAGGCUUCACGGUGCUGCACUGGCUGGCCAAGCACGGUGAUGGGCCAGGCCUGCAGGAGCUGGCGGAAGCGGCGCGCCGGGCCGGGCUGUCCCUGGACGUGGACGUGCGGUCGGGCUGCGGGUACACUCCACUGCACCUGGCUGCCAUACACGGCCACCAGCUUGUCAUCAAGGUGCUGGUGCUGCAGCUGGGGUGCCAGGUGCAGGUGAGGGAUGGCAGCGGGCGCCGGCCCUGGGAGUACCUGGGCAGCAACACCUCUGGCGAGAUCUGGCAGCUCCUGCAGGCGCCCCGGGGCACGAUUAUGUUCCCCACGCAGCCCCUGGCCCGCAGCGUGUCCUCCGUCAGCAAGGCCUCGCUGCCCGCUGGCAGGGCGACGCUGGCCGCCUGCCUCAAGCCGCAGCGCAGCCGCGGGGCAGCGUCCCACCGAACCGGCAGCGAGAGUGACUGAGAACCAGCCCCCCAGCACCCUCUGCUACUGGAGAUGCACCAAGGGGAAGCCAGGUGGGCACAAAGAGCUGCGAAGCAGGCUGGACCUCUUGAAGAAUGUACUCUUAAAUUAUUGCAAUGAAAUGUUAUUCGAGUCUCUCUGUUCUCCUUCCAAUUUCUUGCUUUUCUGUGAGUGAGAGGAUGUGACUCCUCGCCUGGAAAUGUGUCUGAACCUGGGGAGGCAACCUACGGGGUGCACCAACAACCGCCAGCUUUUGUGGGACUGUGGGUUUGGGGUCUCCAGCUCUGCUGUGAUGCUCACAGCCUCCCAGCCAGGUCAGAGUGUUCCAGGGACAGCUCGCUGUUAGUCCUGGGGCUUGCAAAACGCUUGCUUACACCACUGUAAUUCUGGGGAGUAGCUCUGGCUUCCUUUCUAAUCCCAGCAGAUUAAGGAUGAGCCCCACCAUUAAAAAUGUGGUUGGUCUAGGUCCGGCCUUCCAGCAAGAGCCCUCAGAAAGUGACUGUAGCAGAGGGCGGCAGCCAGAGAGCCGCGAGGGGAGGAGGGUGUUAACACACCCGCCCUGUUCCUCAGCCCUUCUCGCCCACCAGUCCCCACAGAAAGGAAUGCAGGGAAGCCCCGCUCCUCCCCACAACUGCCCCAGGCUGCCCGGCAGCACCGAUACUGCCCCCUCUCUCUGUGUGCUGUUCCUCACCCCACAGGAUGAGGAAGUGGUACCCGUGUUGUGGCUCCCGAGGCCCGUUCCCACACCUCGGGGACACAGGGCAACACCGCACCGAUCCGGGUUGGAUGGACAAGGAGCUGUGCCACAGCACGGGCCCCAGGCUCGUGGGGGGAAGGCAGCGUUGCAACCAGAGCUGUGUUUCCCCAGAGACCCCAGUACUAAAUUGCCUCAGAGGUGUUUUGGAGUUGAAUGGGGGUCCAGGUGCAAGGAAGUGAUAUACAGCAUGGUCAUUCUUGAGGGCUUUCAAACCACAAAUGGGCUUUAGGAAUCCCACUGGAUUAAGAGAAUGACAUGCAGGAAGUGGGACUGCUGAUGUAUUUGAGGUAUGUGUCUAAAUGUCUGCAGUUUCAGGGAGGAACAGGACCCAGGGCAGCAGAACCUGACCAUUGCAUAACAUGCAUGCCUGGGAAUACCUCGAGUCCGCGUUCAAGCCAUAAUUGAAGUCUCCACUCUGCUUGGGGUUUAUUUGAGAGAGGAACUCUUCCCUUGCAGAAGGGAAGCUCGUCUGUCUCUCUCUGUGGCCACGAAAGGUAGUGGCCUUUUUCCAGCCCAGUUUUCUCCUUUUUGCAAGGGAAAGAGGGAACUCAGCAAACCAAGGCAGCAUCAUGUGAACAAUCACUCCUUGCUUUGAGAAGUGUUCAAUGCAAACUUGAACUCAUAAGAAAGUCAGCUCUGACAUGACCGCUGAGCCAUUGGCAUGGGCACCUGGAGGGCUCCCCAGGACUCCAGCACUGUCUCCCUUCCUCUUACUUCCAGCCGGGGGCUGGAGCCUGCAUUAACACAAACGUGCAAAGCAGCUGUUGCUUGUUGAAGUCUGUUCCGCCACAUUCAGAGACACUGCCACAAUUCACAUCACACACCAGGCUCCCUUUGGAAAGUGCUCUCUAAAGGCUUCCGUGAGCCUCAGCUAGAAGCCCUGGCAAGCAACCUGCUGAUGGGGGGAUUCCAGGAAUGCUACCAGAGGCCUGGCAUACAGAGAGCUUCAGGGAAGAAAUACAAAAAGAAAGACAUUUGUGAAGAGACUAGAGCUAGCUGAGGGCACAGGACACAUACAUUGUGAGAUCAGAAGCAAGGCUCCUUCCCUGGAGUGGCCAUUACCCCUCCUCUGUCUGGUGGAGAGCAUACGUUUGCUCACAGACACCUAAACCUUCUGAAGCAGAUGGUUUUGCCCGCUAAUAUCUCUGGCAUUACUAAGACAAAGACUGAGAAGGACAGUGUUACCUUGGGAUUCUCGUUUUACAGUCUUUCCAUGCCCUUUCUCCAUGACGCAAA